UAAAGUUAUUUGUGCUUUUUUUUUUGUCAGUUCUUGUUUGAUACCAACUUUCCAGACAGAAAUGAAGCUACAAAAACCGUUUAAUAAGAAAACUGCUUCUCUUAGUUACUAUGAAAUUUUGUUUGCUUCUCUGCUCACAGUUUUUGUGUGUAUUUGUGUUGGACUGAUUGUACUUUCAUGGCUACUAAUGCAGGAGUUAAAACGAGCUGAAGCAGAUGGAAAUACUUAUGGCUAUGUGGGGACAUUUAACAUACUGUCUGGGGCAUCAUUCAGUCCUGAAUUGCAAAACAGAUCAUCAGCUGAUUUCAAGAUCCUUGCCUUUGAUGUUGAACAAUUGAUACAAGAAAUCUUUCAAGCAAGUCUUCUGAAAAAUGAAUUUGAGAGAUGUGAAAUUUUGCAGUUCAAGAAAUAUGAAGAAGGUCUUGAAAGCUCCAAGAGUUCUGCAAUUGGUACUGUUGUGAUCUUCAGCCUUUAUUUUGCCCAGUGGGUCUCAACUGAGAAAACAAAAAAUGAGCUGGUUUGGGGUAUAGAAGCAAAUAAAACUAUCCUUACUCAGACUUUGAAGGUUGAUGUGAACAGCAUACAAGUCACAGUGGCUGCUGAAAAUCUUACUACAAAGCUGCCUUUAACUUCAUCAGAUCCCACAAAUCUAAUUACAAGCUCCCUGACGCUAACUUCAGGUUCAGAAAAACUCACCACAAGCAAGUCCUUAACAACUACAGUUGAGUGCCUGUCUCCUGCUGAACUUUGUGCCGAUGGUGUAACCUGUAUAGAAAAAGAUUUAUUUUGUGAUGGAGCCCUGGACUGCCCCGAUGGUUCAGAUGAAUCUGAAGAAAGAUGUGCUGCAGUUUGCGAUGGAAAAUUUAUGUUGACUGAUUCCUUUGGGUCUUUUCACUCUAUGAAUUAUCCAAAACCUUACAAUGCAAGUAUUGUUUGCCAAUGGAUUAUACAAGUGCCUCAAGGAUUAUCCAUUAAACUGAACUUCACUUCUUUUGAUACACAACAGUAUACAGACAUUUUAUAUAUAUUUGAAGGCAAAGGACAAGACAAGAUUUUAAGAGCUUCUCUCUCAGGGACUAAUGCUGAAACAGUUUACAUUUUUUCUAAUGAGGCUACAGUAAAGUUUGAAACAGAUUAUUCUGAAAAUUAUGAUGGUUUUAACGCAUCGUAUACUGCAUUUAAUACAAAUGAGCUAAACAACGAUGAGAAAGUCAAUUGCACUUUUGAAAAUGGCUUUUGUUACUGGAGUCAAGAUUUAGAUGAUGAUUCAGACUGGGAGAGAAAUCAGGGCCCUACUUUUCCCUUUUUGACUGGUCCUGAUUUUGAUCAUACAUUUGGCAACCUAUCAGGAUUUUAUGUUUCAACACCCAUGGAAUUUGGAUUAUUCACAGAACUGAAAGCACGGCUUGUGAGUUUGCCCUUGGUCUCUUCAGACCCAUCUUGCCUAAGCUUUUGGUAUCACAUGUAUGGUGCUAAUGUUUACCGUUUGAGCAUUAGCAUAAGUGAUAAAGAUGGUACGGAAAACAUAGUUUUCCAGAAAGAAGGAAACUAUGGAAACAACUGGAAUUUUGGACAAGUAACUUUAAAUGACUCAUCUUAUUUUAAGGUUAUUUUUGAUGCCUUUAAAAGGCCUGGUCAAAGUGAUAUUGCCUUGGAUGAUAUUGGCCUGACAAAGGGAAAGUGUAAUGAAAGUAUUUAUCUAGAGCCAACUGUGGUUCCAACAUCUCCGACUGUGCCUUCACUUCCCACUGACUGUGGAGGGCCAGUUGAACUCUGGGAGCCAAACAAUACAUUCAGCUCUGAAAACUUUCCAAAUAAUUACCCUAAUCAAGCUUCUUGUAUAUGGUAUUUAAAUGCUGAGGCGGGGAAAAACAUUCAACUUCAUUUUCAGUCUUUUGACCUGGAAAAUAUUUAUGAUGUAGUUGAAGUCAGAGAUGGCAGAGGAGCAGAUUCCUUGCUUUUGGCUGUUUAUACAGGACAAAACCCAUUGCCAGAUGUCUUCUCUACAACGAGCCAGAUGACAGUACUCUUCUUAACAGACACAUCUUCAACUAAGAAGGGUUUUCUUGCAAAUUUUACUUCUGGCUACCAUCUAGGAGCUUGUGAACCUGAAGAGUAUCACUGUGUCAGUGGAGAGUGUAUACCAUUGCAUAAUCUUUGUGAUAACCUCCGUCAGUGUGAAGAUGGCUCUGAUGAAGCAGAGUGUGUGAGAUUGCUUAAUGGUUCUGUAAGCACCCAAGGACUGAUACAGAUCAGGAUUGGGAAGGUGUGGAACCUGGUGUGUGCAGAUAAUUGGAACAAACAGAUUUCAGACAGUGUUUGCCAGCUGCUGGGGCAAGAGGAUGCAAAUACAUCGUCAGCUAUAUUAUUCACUGGUGAUGGCCCAUUUGUCAACGUGACUGAAGCAGUUAACCAGAGCCUAAUAUUUACACAAAGAGAAUAUUGUUUGAACAAUCUGGUGAUUCAUCUGCAAUGUAACAUGAAAUCUUGUGGAAAACGCCUUGUAACUCAGAACAGCGGAACAAGGAUUAUAGGUGGAAGCGAUGCCGAAACAGGGGCUUGGCCUUGGAUAGUCUCACUUCUUUAUAAUUCUGGAGCUAUUUGUGGAGCUUCCCUUGUCAGUGACGAAUGGCUGGUGACAGCAGCACACUGUGUAUAUGGGAGGCAUUUAAAACUAUCUCAAUGGAAAGCAGUGCUUGGCUUGCAUGACCAAUUGAAUAUGACAUAUCCUUCAACAGUAGUUCAAGACAUUGAUCAAAUAAUUAUAAACCCUCAUUAUAAUAAAAGCAUAAAAGACAGUGAUAUUGCGAUGAUGCAUCUUCAAUACAAAAUGCAAUAUACAGAUUACAUACAAUCUAUCUGCUUACCAGAAAAAAGUCAAGAGUUUUUACCAGGAAUUUACUGUUCCAUUGCUGGCUGGGGUGCAAUUGCAAACCAAGGUCCCACAUCAAAUAUUUUGCAAGAUGCAGAAGUCCCUCUCAUAACAAAUAAAAAAUGCCAGCAAUGGAUGCCAGAAUAUAAUAUUACUGAGAAUAUGAUCUGUGCGGGCUAUGACGAAGGAGGGGUAGAUUCCUGUCAGGGAGAUUCAGGUGGCCCUCUGAUGAUUGAAGAUGGUAACAAGUGGUUUUUGGCAGGUGUAACAUCAUUUGGCUAUCAGUGUGCACUUCCCGAACGACCAGGAGUGUAUGCUCGAGUCACCAGGUUUGUGGACUGGAUCAGAAAAAACAUCCAUUAGCUUAAUAUUUUUAAGGAUACAAACAGAUUUUAAAGGUUGAAAGGAAGCCAGCAUAUAAUCAUGUAAAACGGAGUAACAUUCAAAACUCACAGUUAAAAGAAACUGAAUAAAUAUCUCUCAAAAUGCAGUCUAGAUUUAAAUUUUGGGAAGAAAAUGUUAGUUAUUAAGAAUUUCCCUCCUCAACUGAGGGCAGUAUUUCAAUUAAUAAAUAGUUUUAUCAUUUUACUUUUUCCUUCAUAUGACAUGUGAUUCUUCUAUCUGCCUGUAGAGGGGGAAACAUUAUUUUCUUUCAGCAUCAGUACACAAAAUGUAUAGUGGAGGGCUUCAAAGUGUUGGCAGUAAUAAUAAAAAAAAUUGUAAACUACAAAUGCUUUAUUGGAAAAUAGUCUAAAUUAUUAAUUUCAGGCCAAGUAUAUUAACUAUUUUUAAGUUUAAUGCUGCAUUUCCCAAUGUGCAUUCUCAUUUCAAUGCAUAGUGAAUUAGCUCAGUAAUCACCACAUAUCAAAAUGAAGGUAUAUGCUCUCUGUUUAAUCUGGGAGCUCAUGAGAGCUCUUCUAUGUUGUCUAUUACAAAAAGCUCUUCAAUGAGCUUUAUAGAUUGUGCAUGAAGGUUGAUCAUGUAUCAUGCUGCUUUAUAAUGAAUAAACUGAAUGUAAGCCAAAA
This is a messenger RNA of Dromaius novaehollandiae (emu), 3897 nucleotides long. RefSeq names its product transmembrane serine protease 15 (gene TMPRSS15). Lineage: Eukaryota; Metazoa; Chordata; Aves; Casuariiformes; Dromaiidae. Gene Ontology annotation, biological process: proteolysis. The record is from RefSeq and is a predicted model, not a curated record. The transcript is spliced from 28 exons. Gene Ontology annotation, molecular function: serine-type endopeptidase activity; protein binding. The coding region runs from base 62 to 3235 and encodes 1057 amino acids. Gene Ontology annotation, cellular component: membrane.